AGAACUGCCUCUGACGAGGACUUUGUGAAUGCUUCAAGAGAUGCCGAGCGCUUGUUUGCGAGAAUAAACUCGCAGCACUUCUCCGUCUUCAAGCAAGCACUAAGUAUGUGCGCCAAGUGGGAAACUCUUCAACCAAAGAUCCAGGCAUUUGAUGCAUCGGCCUUUCGAGAAAAUAUGAGCUUGGCAUUAAAAUCUCUGAAUCUUGCUGUCGAUUCAUGGGACAUGCAACAAGUUGUGGAACUAUUUGCGGGCCUUCUUACACACCUGCAAACUAAGCAACAGGAUCCUGAACAGGAAGACUCGGCAGGCGACCUCAGUGGUUUUCAUAAAGCGUCAGAGUUGCAGGGGGAUGCAGCAGAUGGAGACACGUCGCCAGAAAGCAUUUCUGCUGAUUUCCUUCCGAAGAGGAGCCAGGAUCGGAAUUGGUCAGAGUCAUGGAAAUUGGCUGUUAAAGGUGUUCUUCAGAAACAACGGCGUGAACGAAUACGAGAUAAAGGACUUCAGAAAGUGCAAGCCUAUACCAGAAGAAUCAUUCCGAAGUCAGAAGGCACUAGGGAGCAUCUUCGCAAGAUUUUAAGCGCAAGUUUUCUUUUCGGUGAUCUGGAACCUAGCUUGAGGGAGGAAAUUGUGGAUGCUUUCGAGGACAUCAGAGUAUUAUCCGGACAAAACAUUAUCAAGCAAGGGGAUCCUGCAGACAAUUUUUAUGUCAUUGUAAGUCUUGAAAGGACGUCGGGGAAUUUGACGUUCUUGUCCGGAAGGGGAGAGAAGCACCCGUGCUUGUGACAAGGAAAAGCCCGGGAGAUUUCUUUGGAGAGCUUGCUCUCAUGUAUGACAGCCUCCGGAAUGCGACCGUCAA
This is a messenger RNA of Selaginella moellendorffii, 856 nucleotides long. Its product is annotated as cAMP-dependent protein kinase type II-beta regulatory subunit-like. NCBI's taxonomy places the organism in Eukaryota, Viridiplantae, Streptophyta, Lycopodiopsida, Selaginellales, Selaginellaceae. The record is from RefSeq and is a predicted model, not a curated record. Bases 106 to 783 code for a protein of 225 amino acids. The transcript is spliced from 7 exons.